GAAUGCAAGGUGAAACCGUUCUCGAAAAAUAAAGUUCCCAAUAAGUAAAAUGCUUACGAAUUGUGUUCAGUGCAAGCGUGGUUACGCUGGCAAUGGAGUUUCCUGUUUUUCGGAUUCUGAUCUGGAUGGGAUUCCAGACAACACUAUACAUGAAUGCUCCGAUUCGUUUUGCACAGCGGACAAUUGUGUAGCUACACCAAACCCCAGACAAGAAGACGCAGACGGCGACGGAGUCGGCGAUGCCUGCGACAACUGUCCAACAGAUAGAAAUGUACACCAAGUCGACUCAGACAACGACGGCUAUGGUGACCGAUGCGACAACUGCCCCAAGAAGGCAAACGUCGAUCAAGCUGACAGUAACAUGGAUACGGUGGGAGAUGCAUGUGACAAGGACGGAGACGGUAUUCCACAACCCGAGGAUAACUGCGAUGAUAUUGCAAACAGUGAUCAAGCUGACGACGACAAAGACGGCAUCGGCAAUGUUUGCGACGAAGACAAAGACAACGACGGCAUUGAAGACGGCAGUGACAAUUGUCCUAUCAUUUCAAAUUCUGACCAAACCGAUUCUGAUGGUAACGGAAUAGGAGACAUUUGUCAAAAUUUGCGUGAUUUCUGUCCCCCGAAUGGGAAAGUGACGAAGACAGAUUUCAACAAAUUUCAGAUUAUAAAUAUCAACACCGUGGAUAAAGUGGAAAUUAAUUGGACUGUAAACAACGAGGUAUGUUACGAGAGUUUUGGUGCGGUUGACUACGAAGGGAGCGUCUUCGUUGACAAGAGCGACCAAGAUAACGACAUCAUUGGCUUUGUGUUUGCCUACCAAAGGAAGGGGCGAUUUUAUGCGGCGUCUUGGAGACGGGGUGAUCAAGAUGGCGGCGUUGCUGGCCUUUCCAUUCAGAAAAUUCUGUCUGAAGACAAAAGUGGAAGUAAAUUGCAAAAAGCAUUAUGGCAAACGACUACGACAGAAAAACAGGUAAAGCUGCUAUGGCACGAUCCUGCUAAAACCCCGUGGCUGCACGGAGUCGAGUAUAGGUGGAAGCUCAAACAUAAACCAGCAAUAGGUUUGAUCAAUGUCGAGUUCUAUCGAGAUUCUACUAGAGUGGUUAGCAGUGGAGAUCUUUUUGAUAAAGAAUUCUCUGGUGGUCGUCUGGGCGUCUACUGCUUUUCUCAAAAGGACGUCACGUGGUCGAAAUUGCAAUACACCUGCACCUCUCAGUUAGAUUAUGCUCUUCAAUUUGAUGGUGUCAAUGAUUAUAUUGACAUGGGAAGAGCUCUACGUCUGCACGUUUACAAAAAGAGUUUUACUGUCAGCUUGUGGGUCAAACUACGAGCAGGAGACAAGAUUAUGCCAGUGAUUUGCACUCACGACGAUAAAUUGUGUUUCUUCAUCGACCAACGGAAGCUCAAAGCUACAUUAAAUGGACACACAGUUAUUGGACAAAAUCUCAUUGUUGGUCAAUGGGAACACAUCGCAAUGAGCUAUGACGUUCCAAGUAAAGUAUUCAACUUGUAUCGCAACGGACAUCUUGUGGAUACUGCUAGUCAAGUGUCUGCAUACACAGAAUACUUUGGGAAAGUGUUGGUGGGAAAAGAUAAAUACGGCAAAAAUGCUUUUGAAGGACAGAUGGACCAGUUGCGUGUGUGGACUAAAGCUCUCAGUUUGGCAGAAAUUAGAGACAGGGCUCUCUCGGUAAAUUUGAACCAAGUCGACAGUGAUCUACAUGCUCAUUAUCCAAUGGAUACGGGAUCAGGAAACAAACUGUAUGAUCAGACCGUCAAUGAUGUGAACGGAACACUGGUUGGAACGAAAUGGGUUGAGAGUUCUCUUUCUCAGAAGAUUAAAGAAAAGCGAUUGAAUGUUUAAAUGUAACUUUCUAUAACGUUAACGAUUUAAAGAGAAUUAUAGGUUUUCGUCUGUUUUGUUUCUAAUCGAUGUUCAGGAAACGUCAGUCAAAGAUGACUGCUCUAUAGUUUGUUAAUUAUCAGGUGGACUGCUGUAGUAAAAUGCACUUUAGCAUGUCUUUGCUACCUAUAGUACAAUGUCAAUGUUCAAUAUUUAAAAAUUU
This is a messenger RNA of Corticium candelabrum, 2063 nucleotides long. RefSeq names its product thrombospondin-4-B-like. Gene Ontology annotation, cellular component: extracellular region. The coding region runs from base 50 to 1861 and encodes 603 amino acids. Gene Ontology annotation, biological process: cell adhesion. NCBI's taxonomy places the organism in Eukaryota, Metazoa, Porifera, Homoscleromorpha, Homosclerophorida, Plakinidae. The transcript has 16 exons. Gene Ontology annotation, molecular function: calcium ion binding. The record is from RefSeq and is a predicted model, not a curated record.